Messenger RNA from Hibiscus syriacus, 492 nucleotides. RefSeq names its product receptor-like protein 9b. Lineage: Eukaryota; Viridiplantae; Streptophyta; Magnoliopsida; Malvales; Malvaceae. Bases 1 to 492 code for a protein of 163 amino acids. The transcript has 2 exons. Gene Ontology annotation, molecular function: protein binding. The record is from RefSeq and is a predicted model, not a curated record.
AUGAUGAUGAUGAUGAUAAUGGAGUUGAAAUGGUUUAUUAGGAUAGUUGUGAUGAGUGUGUUGUUGGUGUUGGAAGGUACUACUACUUAUGCUUGUUUGGAGCAUGAAAAAAUUGCUCUCCUGCAACUCAAACCUUUCUUCAAUGGUUUCGAUGAUCUGAAUAACUGGGAUGAGGUGAAGAUCCCUAAUUGCUGUCAAUGGAAAGGGAUUGACUGCUACACCACCACCGGGCGACUCAUAGGACUCGACCUUAGAUACACAAUGUAUGGUAACAAGGGGUGGUAUCUGAAUGCCUCUAUGUUUCUUCCCUUUGUGGAAUUGAAGAGUCUUAAUUUACAAAGUAAUGCCAUUGCUGGUUGCAUUCAAAAUGAAGGUUUUAAAAAACUCUCAACUGCGUUGAAUAAUUUGGAGAUUCUUGACUUAAGUGGCAACCAGUUGAAUGAUAGUAUCAUGCUAUCUUUGAGUGAGCUUUCAAAGGGUAAAUUAAGUUAA